This is a messenger RNA of Misgurnus anguillicaudatus (oriental weatherfish), 1233 nucleotides long. Lineage: Eukaryota; Metazoa; Chordata; Actinopteri; Cypriniformes; Cobitidae. The record is from RefSeq and is a predicted model, not a curated record.
CAGCAAACAUAAUGAUUCAACCCACCGCUUAGAAGAAGACGGAGAAAACAUUCAUGCUGCAAACGUCGCAUGACUUUCACUUAUAAUAUUUAGUUUACUUCUAAUUUGUAAAUUUGAUACUACUGACCCGUCCCUUAGUAAACAUGGCUGGAAACAUCAAAGAUAAAGAAGCAUACCAGCGCCUUAACUUCCUCUAUCAGGCGGCUCACUGUGUUUUGGCGCAAAAUCCUCAAAAUGUUGAAGUGGCAAGAUUUUACUGCUUUACUCAGAAGACCAUCUCCAAACGACUGGUGCUGAGGCAAGAUCCAUCAGUGAAGAGAAGCAUUUGCAAGAAGUGUUGUACUUUAUUGAUACCAGGUGUCACAUCAACUGUGAGACAGAAAAGUGGACCCAGAGGACAGCGCAAGACCAUCGUUCGAUGUUUAAGUUGUGGACUGACCAAACGAUUUCCAAACAACCCAAAGCAUAAACUAUGGGUGGAUCAACCUGAAGCUCAGCUUGAAAACCAGACCCCACAAGAUGCUGGUCCUUCAUCUAAGUCCACAACCCAAGGGAAAAAGUCAAAUGUCAAAAGUGGUCCAGCUUCCACAACAGAGAAGACUACAGUUUAGACCAAUCUGGCUUGUGAAAGCUGAGACCAUUGGUUACAAAGACAUUAUAUACGUCGGUAUAAAUACAUUAAUUUUUUUAUAUUCGACAAUGCUUUAUUCAGUCUUCAAAUAUUUAUUUUAUCAAGAAGUGAAGUGCAAUAUGUUUAAAAUUAACACUUGAAGUCGCUUUGAAUUGCAAUUCGAAACAGAAACAUCUGCUUUAAUUGCAAUAAAGUAGUCAAGCGAUUCUGUUAUUAAUAUUUUUACGUUUACAUUUGGACUUUUAUCAAAAGAAGGCAUUUGUUUUUUUAUUACCCUGAAGCGCAAGGGAUCCUGAAAUGAAGUGUUGGCUUGAGUAACUGAGCUGUCUUUGAUAUUUGCAUUGUUGUCCAGAUUAUCAUUUACAAGUGUACUUAAAUGCGUUAACUCAUUUUAGCUAAAUAACUUCAAAUUGCUUUGGCAAUUUGUGCACAAGUGUUUCCCUCCGUGUAAUGAUUUCUUGAUGUUCGGCUCUGUGCUGCAUACCCAAGUUGAAUGUAAAAGUUUGAUAUUCCUGCAUUUGAUGUUUAUGAGCGUAACAAAAGCCUCUCUGUGCAUAUCAAUGCACGAUCAUAAAUUAUUAAAAUUUGCAUGCAACAUCCGA